Molecule: messenger RNA, 5634 nt
Organism: Coccinella septempunctata (seven-spotted ladybird)
Lineage: Eukaryota; Metazoa; Arthropoda; Insecta; Coleoptera; Coccinellidae
Gene: MRP
Product: multidrug resistance-associated protein 1
Exons: 16
Coding region: 486-5069 (1527 amino acids)
Biological process (GO): transmembrane transport
Cellular component (GO): membrane
Molecular function (GO): ATP binding; ATP hydrolysis activity; ABC-type transporter activity
Source: RefSeq, a predicted model, not a curated record
CAAAUGUGAAAUUACUAUAGGAUAGUUAGCUCGUCUUCUAUUAACCUAUCCCGUUCGUGGUACCUGUAACCUGAAGGUAAAAGCAAAUUCGGUAUGUGUGUAGUAACCAGUUGACCGUAGUAAGAUUUCUAACCGGCAAAAAUAUAAUAUGUACAUGACAACAAAUUAAUCUGUGUGUGAUGGCCAGAGAGUGAAUAGUGAGUUGUCCUCGAUCAAUGUGUAUUGAUCAUUGAUUCUGUGAAUCAGUAGAUGCUAGUGCUCCGCACACCGGCGAAUUUGAAUAAAAACACCGGUAAUGUGGAAAAUUAGGAGAGUAUAAAUACAAUAGCUGCACUAUUUGGCAACAUCCUUUCAGGAGCCAAUUUUCCUUAUUGAAUGAUAACUGAUUGACUUGCGUAUUGCAUCAGUGAGCGAAUCCGAAACCUUCAGCCUUCACGUAGUGGGCGAGUUUAAUGCUCGUCGGAAAGUUAUUUGGAAAUUGAAAGAUGACUUUAAAUUCAUCAGUGCUGGAUAGAUUUUGCGGUUCAAAAUUUUGGGAUACAUCUUUAUCAUGGAAUACAACAGAUCCAGACUUAACAGUUUGUUUUGAAAGAACAGUUUUACUAUGGAUUCCCUGUGUAUUUUUAUGGAGUUUUUCAUUUCUAGAAGUGUCCUAUAUAUUAAAUAGCAAAAACAAGGAUAUACCUUGGAACUGGUUGAAUGUAUCGAAAUUCAUAUUGACACUGUUUCUGUGUGUGUUAUCUGCAGUUGAGUUCAUAGUGAAUUUAAUUUCUGAUAAAGAACUGUACAAUGUGGAUAUAUUUACACCUGGAAUAAAAAUAUUAUCUUUUGCACUAUCAGCACUACUCCUCUUAUAUAAUCGCAAACAUGGGUUAAGGACAUCAGGACUUCAAUUUUUAUUUUGGUUACUCCUGGUAGUGUGUGGAGCAUUUCAGUUGAGAACAGAGAUUCGUACAGCCAGUGCUGGUGAAGGAUAUCUUAUAUCUUUCUUUGAAUAUGUUACUUUCAUAUUAUAUUAUGCAGUCGUUUUGGUUGUAUUUCUGUUGAAUUGUUUUGUUGACCAACCUCCUAGAAUCACUAAGUAUCCAAGAUCUAAGAAACCUUGUCCAGAAGAAGAAAGUGGAUUUUUGGCGAAAAUUCUCUUCUCUUGGUUUGAUAAACUUGCAUGGCUAGGAUAUAAAAAACCUUUAGUUAUUGAAGAUCUCUGGGAUUUGAAACCAGAAGAUUCUGCUGUUGAAGUUGUUCCUAUUUUCAAUAAGAACUGGCAGGCUACUUUGAGAAAAACUCAUGGCUACACCUCAGUCCAAGAGACAAACGUGACUUACAAACCUGAUACAGGAAACGUGGCGUUUUUCAAUAAUCCGAAUAAAAAAGAAGCAUCUAUAUUGCCCGUUUUGGUAAAGUCUUUUGGGUCAACUUUCUUUUUUGGCGCAUUUUUGAAACUUAUUCAAGACCUUCUGUCAUUUGUUAGUCCACAAAUUCUAAGUCUCCUCAUAAAUUUUGCGAAAAAUAAAGAGGAACCAUGGAAAGGCUUCCUAUAUACAGGUCUCCUUUUUUUAACUGCAACCAUACAAACCAUGGUACUCGCACAGUACUUCAAUCGAAUGUUUCUUGUUGGUAUAAGAAUUCGGACGGCUUUAGUCUCUACAAUUUAUCGCAAAUCACUGAGAAUAUCUACAGCUGCAAGAAAAGAAAGUACUGUUGGAGAAAUAGUGAACUUGAUGUCGGUUGACGCUCAAAAAUUUGUUGAAUUAACGGCUUUUUUGAAUUUGAUUUGGUCAGCACCAUUACAAAUCAUUCUUUCUCUCUAUUUCCUAUGGAAGAUCUUGGGACCCUCAGUAUUAGCUGGAUUAGCAGUGAUGAUCAUUUUGAUUCCAGUAAAUGGUUUUAUAGCAAAUAAAGUGAAAGUCCUUCAGAUCAAGCAAAUGAAGAACAAGGACGAAAGGGUAAAAUUGAUGAAUGAGGUACUUAAUGGAAUAAAAGUUUUGAAAUUAUAUGCUUGGGAGCCAAGCUUUGAGAGACAAGUGUUGAACAUAAGGUCUAAAGAGAUUGCAGUGCUCAAGCAAACAGCAUAUAUGAAUGCAGGUACAUCGUUUAUAUGGUCCUGCGCUCCUUUUUUGAUCACAAUGAUUACAUUCCUAAUUUACGUUUUAUCUGAUUCUUCGAACAUUCUGACUGUUCAAGUGGCUUUUGUGUCAAUUACACUUUUCAACAUAAUGCGUAUUCCUAUGUCUCUUCUACCAAUGCUGAUUGUUUUUGUUGUUGAGUGUUACGUAUCCGUAAAAAGAAUCAACAAAUUUUUAAAUUUGGAAGAAUUGGAUCCAAGCAAUGUGACCCAUGAUUCAUCAGAAGGCGCUUGUCUCGUGGUUAAGAACGGAACGUUUUCUUGGGGUGAAGAGAAUAUAUUGAAAAAUAUCAAUGUACGCAUUAAUUACAGUUCACUGACAUCAAUCGUUGGAACUGUUGGCUCUGGAAAGAGUAGUUUAAUAUCGGCGUUCCUUGGAGAAAUGGAAAAGAGGUCUGGACAAGUGAACUCAGUAGGAACUGUAGCAUAUGUAGCGCAGCAGGCUUGGAUACAAAAUGCUACAUUGCGAGAUAAUAUACUUUUUGGAAAAAUUUAUGAUAAAGACUUGUAUGAUAAAGUGGUCGAAGCUUGUGCCCUCAAAGCCGAUCUUGCUAUGUUACCUGCUGGAGACCAGACUGAAAUAGGAGAAAAGGGUAUUAAUCUAUCAGGAGGUCAAAAGCAAAGAGUUAGUUUGGCAAGAGCUGUUUACGCAGAUGCAGAUAUUUAUUAUUUGGACGAUCCGUUGAGCGCUGUGGAUAGUCAUGUUGGUAAACAUAUUUUCGAACAAGUUAUCGGUCCAAAAGGAAUUCUAAAAAAAAAGACGAGAGUAUUCGUAACUCAUGCCAUCACUUAUUUACCACAAAUGGAUCAGAUAUUAGUAAUGAAAGACGGGGAAAUAUCUGAAACUGGUACUUACCAAGAACUGCUUGAUAAGAAAGGAGCAUUCGCAGAAUUUUUGAUUAAUCAUAUCAAUGCCGCUGUGGAUGAGGAAGAUUCAGAUUUAGAUGAAUUAACAAAUACAUUAGGAAACGCAUUGGAAGUGAGCCAAGAUAUAGCCAGUAGACUGCAGAGACACAGAUCCAGAGUUUCUGAAUCAGAAUCUGAGAAAAUGAACGGCUCUCUCAAGCGCCAGAAAUCUAGUGAUAGUGGGGACAACAACAUAUUGAGGAAACGUUCAAGUAGUACCACAAGUAAUACGCCGAAAAAAGACGUGAAAAUUGGAGAGAAGUUGAUCGAUGCAGAAAAAACAGAAACUGGUAGUGUCAGUUUAGACGUUUACAAACACUAUUUGAAAUCAAUUGGUAUAUUCUUAACAAUAGGAACAAUUAUUUUGAAUAUGAUAUUCCAAGCAUUCAGUGUUGGUUCUAACUUUUGGCUGGUGAAAUGGUCAAGUGAUAAAACACUGAUUAGAGAUGAUAAUUCAACAGAUAUUGAUAAAAGGAAUAUGUAUUUGGGUGUGUAUGGAGCAAUGGGUUUGGGACAAGUUCUGUCGGUGUCUGUAUCAUCGUUGGUAUUGUUCUUGGGAACACUGAAUGGGGCUAAAUUGCUCCAUGACUUGCUCCUUUUCAAAGUGAUGCGUUUUUCUACUACUACGUUCUUUGAUGUCACUCCCAUAGGAAGAAUUUUGAAUCGCUUUUCGAAAGAUAUUGAUGUUUUGGAUAAUGUCCUUCCAAUGACAAUUAGAGGAUGGAUUCAUUGCUUGUUUGGGGUCCUAGGAACGUUAUUUGUUAUCAGUUAUUCAUCUCCAGCAUUUGUAAUAGUUAUUCUGGUUGUUGGUAUCAUUUAUUACGUUUUCCAACGCUACUACGUUGAGACAUCCAGGCAAUUGAAACGAUUAGAAUCGGUGUCGAGGUCUCCUAUAUACUCACAUUUUGGAGAAACUAUUACGGGAGCUUCUGUAAUAAGGGCAUAUUGUCAGGAGGAUAGAUUCAUAUUGGAGUCCGACAAUAAGGUGAACACAAACCAGAUGUGUUGCUACCCAAGUGUUAUUGCCAACAGAUGGUUGGCUGUGAGGUUAGAAAUGGUAGGAAACGUCAUUAUUUUAUUUGCUGCUCUAUUUGCUGUCUGGGGAAGAGAUAGCAUUGAUGCAGGACUCGUUGGACUAUCUGUCAGCUACGCUUUGCAGAUAACUCAAACGUUGAAUUGGUUAGUGAGGAUGACGUCAGACGUGGAGACUAAUAUUGUAGCUGUGGAACGUAUAAAAGAAUAUGCCGAAGCGCCACAGGAAGCACCUUGGGUAAUUGAAAACAAAGCACCAAACAACUCUUGGCCCGAAGUUGGUAACGUUGCGUUCAGAGAUUUAAGCGUGAGGUAUCGUCCGGGAUUGGAUUUGGUCCUGAAAAAGCUUUCUUUCAAUAUCACGGGCGGAGAGAAAGUCGGUAUCGUUGGAAGAACUGGAGCUGGAAAAUCAAGUCUGACACUAUCACUUUUUAGAAUAAUUGAAGCUGCUGAGGGAGCCAUAGAAAUUGAUGGUGUCAAUAUUUCUGAAAUAGGUUUGCACUCUCUUCGUUCAAGAUUAACAAUCAUCCCUCAAGAUGCAGUGCUGUUUUCUGGUUCCCUGCGGAUGAACUUAGAUCCUUUCGAUGCUCAUUCAGAUGAAGAAGUUUGGAAAGCUCUGGAGCAAGCACAUUUAAAAAGUUUCGUCCAAGCUCUUCCUGCUGCUUUGUCCCAUGAAGUCACAGAAGGCGGAGAAAAUCUAUCGGUUGGUCAAAGACAAUUGAUAUGCUUAGCUAGGGCCCUACUACGCAAAACUAAAAUUUUAAUAUUGGACGAAGCUACAGCUGCUGUUGAUCUUGAAACAGAUGAUCUCAUCCAAAGUACAAUUCGAAGAGAAUUCAAAGAAUGCACAGUACUUACAAUUGCACAUAGAUUGAAUACUAUCAUGGAUUCAGACAGGGUUAUAGUUUUAGAUAAAGGAAUUAUUGUCGAGUUUGAUACUCCACAAAAUCUAUUAAAAGGUCCAACUAUUUUCAGGAGUAUGUGUCAAGAUGCCGGAAUUGUAUGAACUUGCCAUAUGCACAGUUGUGUUCUUAAAAGAGCAAUUAUUGAGACAAUCUUUUCCCAAAUCCAACCAAUCAAAAAUAUUUUGAGAUCAAAAGAUCAUUAGUUGUUUGUUAAGUACAAUUUCAUCACACUAAGUAAUCUAGUUAUUUGAUAUUGAUUAGUCUGAACAUAAUUUUGUCUAUUUGAUGUUGAGCAAUUAUUUUUUACAUGUAUUUUUAUAUUCUAACUGCUCCUCUGGCGGCCAAAAUGGAAAUGUAUUCCUCAAAGCAGCUCACCGAGAUUAUAAAUUUGGAUCAAAAUAUUACUACCUCAUCACCAAUAUGAAAUUUGUGGAAUGAAGUUUGUGAUAUUCAACUGCUCUUACUACUUAAUUUUAUGAAUAUUAGAUUUUGUUCAAGAUUCUUAUUUCUCGAAUAUUAAAUUAAUGGUUUCUGAACCUAUCUCUGAAACAGUAUUUGAGGAGCUACUUAAAAUGAAUUAACUAGUAGUAACUUACAUACAGAAUAUGAUUUUAUUCUUCUGAUUUAUUGUUUUUGUAGUUUUUGAAAUAAACUUAUUUUGACAUA